AUGCCGAGCGGUCACACGGCCGAGAUACUGUCGCUGGCCGCGGCUCUGGACCGGCGCCGGUUCCGUCCCCGGGUGUACGUGGCUGCCGCUGGCGACGCGCUGAGCGGGGAGCGCGCGCUGCGCACGGAGAAGGAGGACGCCGCGCGCCUGGAGACGAUCCCCCGCAGCCGGCGCGUCGGUCAGUCGUGGGUGUCCAGUGUAUGGACCACGGCUGUGGCGCUGCUGGCCGCGCUCCGCCUGGUGUUCACCGUCCGACCGCGCCUGGUGCUGGCGAACGGACCCGGUACCUGCGUGCCCGUCUGCCUGGCCGCACUGCUCAUGAAGUGGCUGCUCUGGAGGCCGGUGCACGUGACUUUUGUGGAGAGCGUGUGUCGCGUGCGCUCCCUCUCGCUCAGCGGCCAGAUUCUGUACCGGCUAGCUGACGACGUGAUAGUGCAGUGGCCGGAGCUACUACAACGCUACCCGCGCGCCCUCUAUAUGGGCCGGCUGGUGUGA
Messenger RNA from Amphibalanus amphitrite, 495 nucleotides. RefSeq names its product UDP-N-acetylglucosamine transferase subunit ALG14 homolog (gene Alg14). Lineage: Eukaryota; Metazoa; Arthropoda; Thecostraca; Balanomorpha; Balanidae. Gene Ontology annotation, cellular component: UDP-N-acetylglucosamine transferase complex. The transcript is spliced from 4 exons. The record is from RefSeq and is a predicted model, not a curated record. Bases 1 to 495 code for a protein of 164 amino acids. Gene Ontology annotation, biological process: dolichol-linked oligosaccharide biosynthetic process.